Molecule: messenger RNA, 2796 nt
Organism: Aspergillus aculeatus ATCC 16872
Lineage: Eukaryota; Fungi; Ascomycota; Eurotiomycetes; Eurotiales; Aspergillaceae
Exons: 2
Coding region: 1-2796 (931 amino acids)
Source: RefSeq, a predicted model, not a curated record
AUGUCAGCUUCCAUCCAGAGCAUAGUGGCUGCGCCGCUGCACGCUGUUGCCGAGUCUAACAUUGCUCUCGCGCAUCUAAAUUUUGACUUCUCCUUGGUUAAAGUCGAAGCGCCCGUCGAGCUCCAACCCCUGGGAAAGCAACUCUCCAAGGCCCGACGACAGUCCGCAGAGGAUGGAUCCUUCCAUAUCCUUGCGCGACGAUUAGGUGUGCUAUUUGAUGAUGUUUUACCCGAGGUCCCCGCUCUGCUAGAGGCAUAUGGCACUCGCGCCAGUGAGAUUGUGCAGGAAACCACCCAAAGAGUGCAGAGCCCGAGAGAUAUCGUCGAUGGCUUCUUUGGCACGCAUCUGGGCAUCGACUCCACGACCAUCUGGGCCAGCGCUACAAGUGGGAAAUCGGUGCUCCGCAUACACCUUCUUGCCUGUAUGCUGGCUCGCCUUUGGUCUCCUCAGGAAGCUACCGCCAUCUGGUCGGAAUUGGUCACUCAUCGCCAAGCGGUCAUUAGAAGCCAGGCCCAGUCACUCGAGAUUGUGGACAAUUAUCUAGCUCAGUUGGCUGCUGCUCACGAGAUUGAAGGCACUUUGCUGGCAAACUGGGAUUCCAAGCAGAUCCAAGUGCAGUUGAUUAUGAACAAUCUUUCCGUGGCAGUCAAAUCUCAAACAUCGCCGAAUGAGGGAUCAUUCAAGAAGAUCAAUUGCUAUGACAGUGUACUGCUCAAUCUUCACCGCGCGCUGACUACACUGGAGAAGUUAGUCAAGGGUGAGCCACGAAGAAUAACAGACGGAGGAAUUCUGCUCGGCUUGACGUCGUGGCAUCUCUACCCGGACCUCGUCGUACUUGGCUCAACCACGAAGGAGAUACGUCAGAAAGACCUCUUGGUCAAAGAGGGCGGGAUUGUCACGAUAUCAAUCGCUUCUCAGCUUGACCAGCAUGCCGACGGGGUGUAUUGGUCUUUACCACUGGCAAGUCUCCGAUAUCAUGGCACUAUUCAACGAGAGCGGUCCACGAUGCACGACUCGAGGAUCUCAGUAGAGCAGCUACAAGCUCUAGCACUUGGGGCUUCUCUGGGAUCAUGCGAUGAUGCAAUACCUGCUGCAAAGAUUCUGAGGUCACUCUGGAAGCUUUUUAAUCAAAUCUAUCGGGCGAGGCUGUGUCGAACUGCCGAAAAGCCAGCAGAGCUCACCGAAGACCUAUCUCAAUACGAUGUAGUAGGCCUCGUACAAGAUAGCCCGGAGUCUCUGAGGGAUCUGAUGAGAUUACUACAGCUAAUCUUCCCUCUCAAGGAUGGUAUAGAGAUGGUACUCUCAAAUGAUUCGAACGACCGGAAAGCGGCAAUGCAACUGAUGCGACACGGUGCCAACUAUGGAAGGUCAUGGAUCGGAAACACACACAACACGAUGUCCGCCUUCUUCGGUCUAGCGAACCUUCAGCACCUUCUGCGCAUGGUUAAGGUUCCAGGUGAACGUAUCCACAUGCUCCGCACACUAUGUGCCAAGUAUCAGCUGAAUUCUUCUGACUAUGUGAUUCGCUUCCGGACUCGGUCCAAUUCUUGGGCAUAUUCACAGAUCACAGCUGAGCCAGCUGAGCAUCUAGACGCUGUACGUGGUGGUAUGAAAAGAAAACGCGCCGAUUGUGAAACGGUGGACGAAGACACGAUCGAAUGCCUUGAAGUCCCGCCAGGAGAAAACUGGGUUUGCAUCGCUACCCUCGCGGCAUCCAAAGGCCAUGCUGUUCAGGCCGCUACACCCGGUGUAUAUGAAGACAUCUUUGCAGAGCUGUUGGAAGAUAGUCCUCAGGCCGGUCAGUCGGUCUUGUUUGACUUUGCAUUCGGGGACCACAAUCUUGCAGCCGUUUACAGAAAACAAAACAACCGAUCCUCUGCCCAGACCGAGACAUUUCCCAGCAUCGUCCCGUUGUCAAUGGUCCAGGAUUUGCUUGAUAAAAAUCGUCUAAGGCUUGGUACAGUGGCCCAGCAGCUUUUGAGCCACUUCGGAUCUUCUCAACCGCUCCACGAAAACUCCCUCCUCGCUCUCGGGCGCGUGGUGGACUAUUACAAGCGCUACCUACCCCAGGCUACAGUGUCCAUGGGAGUGAUCAAGAAUCCUGUCCACUCAUGGAAAUGGGUACAGUCAGUUAUCCAUGAGCUCGACAUGUCGGGCCCUCUCGCCGAGCACCAAGCUCGCGAGGGAUAUUUUCAGGACUCUGUCUAUCCCACCACUUUAUCCCGGGAGCACGCAUUUGCAGCGAUCCUCCAAUUUGAGUCGGGUACUAUCAGCGUGGACACAUCGGAGCUUGCGGCUGUCCUCGCAAUAUCGAGUGGUAACUCUCUAUUCAUCGCCGAACAGCUGCUAAGCGACCCAACUUUUCCGAGAGGAACCUCAUCCUGCGCCGUCUCCCACGUGCUCGGAAAUGUGGGAAAGGCAGGCAUUGCUCUCUUGGUAUCGCCGCCCGAACUAGCAAUGCGAGAACACAGCCUUGACCGGUGGCGUUUUGUCAACCACAAUCCGUUCGACGGCGACCCGGUCGGUGGGAAAUUCGACGGCACUUCACUUCACCUGUCCUUCACCGGAUGGGAAGGGCCUGUGAGUCUGGGGUCGUCCAGCUAUGGAAGCCUGGAAGCCUACUAUCUGGAGACCACCAUCUCCGUCAACGACGGUGGAGAGUGGGUGGGGGAUGUCGAUAUCCUGAAGGGGCUGAGGGAUGUCCAGCUAUUGCUGCAUCCUCUGUCGGAGAGCACAUGCGCGCACAAGAUGGACUUCGCAGCUGCGGGUGCGGCCAUGGUUGCGAUUGACUGCUGA